This is a messenger RNA of Didymodactylos carnosus, 912 nucleotides long. NCBI's taxonomy places the organism in Eukaryota, Metazoa, Rotifera, Eurotatoria, Philodinida, Philodinidae. The record is from the annotation of a GenBank genome assembly.
AUGCGAAAUUGUAGUAGGAUACUGAUCACUAUAACAUGGUAUAAAGGGAAUAUUGAAAAUGAACAAAUAUUCAAUUCGGCAAUGUCGAGUUCUGUCAAUAAUAAACCUAUUGCCAUUCGAAGAGGUCUAAUGGAUUCAGAAUAUUCAAUUCAUCUAAUAUCAAAACGCUAUAAAUUUUUAAAACGAGAGCAACUGCUGAUUGAACAAGUAAAUAAAAAUGAUUAUGGUUAUUAUACAUUGACAAUUCGAAUAGGUACAAAUAUAUUUGAACGUUACUUAUAUCAUGUAAUCAUAUUUGAUCAAAACAUUGAAUUAUAUAUUAAACCUGAACAAUUUAUUUACAGAGAAGAACAACAGAUUAAUAUCACAUGUCAAGUAAAAUUCUUAGCUGCAAGUGACUAUGUAUUGAAAUCUCGUGUAGAAAUCAUAACAAAUUCAAUUCUCACAAUUUAUGAUAAUGAUCCUGAUUACAAAGAUAUACUAAAAGAUUCGUUCAGUGAAUGGUAUUAUUAUCGUGCAAUACUGCAGUAUACGAUAGAUGUGAAUGAUCAUAAUAAAAAUGUUAUAUGCCUGUUACAACAGCAGCAGCAGAAACAACAACAACAACAACAACAAACAAGUUUGUUAUCCACAGAAAAUCAAUCAUUAACAACACUGAAAUCUAUUUCCUAUCAAUUACAAAUUCAAUAUAAAGCAUACUUGAAAGGAAAUUAUCAUUUUAUCAAAUCUUUUGAUUCUAAUCAAGAUAUUCUAAUUAAUUGUAAAGAAUUUGAUGCUAAUCCAAAACCUCUCUAUACAUUAACAAGAAAUUUAAAUAAGGAAAAAGAAAUUAUAUUUAAGAAUAGUCAACAAGGAAUAUAUCUGAUUACAAAUGCAACAUGGAAACAUCGAGGUAUCUACAGUAAACAUUAG